AUGCGUCAGACUCUCCGCUGUGUGUCUCUCUGUCAUCCUGGAGUUCAUGCUUUCCUCCUCAUUAUUCCUGACGCUCCACUAACUGAUGAAGACAAAGCUGAAACGGAGAAGAUCCAGAGGAUCUUCAGCUCCAGAAUCAACAAACACAUCAUGAUCCUCAUAAAGCAGAGCUCAGAGCAUCAGACAGCAGAACUCAAUGAAGAAACACAGUCUGUCAUUGAGAGGUUCGGAGGACGACAUCAUUUCUUUGGUCCCAAAAUACAAGUGUCCACAUUGAUGGAGAACAUCGAGCAGAUGCUGGAAGAAAACAGAGGAGAGUUUUGCUCCACAGAGACAUUUCUGGAGGCAAAAACUUUUUUUUCAAAAAAGAUGAAAAAUCUGAUGAAAUAUGAAGAGAUGAAGAAGAAAAUCAACUCACUAGAGACACAUUUACUGUCUCAAGGUUCAUCAGAGAGUGAAGAUGAUCUGAGGAUUGUUCUGCUGGGAAAAACUGGAGUGGGGAAAAGUGCAGCUGGAAACACAAUCUUAGGAAGAGAAGCGUUCACAGCAGAGACAUCUCAUGAGUCUGUGACUAAAGAGAGUCAGAGAGAAUCAUCUGAAAUCAACGGGCGACGUGUUUCUGUGAUCGACACUCCAGGACUGUUUGAUACUGAACUUACUAACGAGGAGAUCCAGAGAGAAAUCAGACACUGCAUCUCCAUGAUCCUGCCUGGACCACAUGUGUUCAUCAUUGUGCUCAAUUUAGGACAACGAUUCACUCAAGAAGAGGCAACAGCUGUGAAGAUCAUCCAAGAGACGUUUGGUGAGAAAUCUUUAAUGUUCACCGUGGUGCUCUUCACCAGAGGAGACGAUCUGAAGGACAAAACCAUUGAACAGUUUCUGGGAAAACCAGGAUCUCCUCUGAUGAAGCUGAUUGAAGCGUGUGGAAACAGAUUCCAUGUGUUCAAUAAUAAUCAGACUGGACAGGUGACUGAUCUACUGUAGAAUAUAGACGACAUGCUGAAAGAAAACAGAGGGAGUUCCUACUCAUGCAAGCUGUUCAGAGAGAUGGAGAGAGAAAAACAAGAACAACAAAUGAAGAUCCUGAUGGACAGAGUGAGAGAAAGAGAGGAAGAGAUGAAGAAACAUGAGGAAGAGAAAGAGAGAGUGAAGAUGAUGAUGGAGGAAGAACGACAGAAUCAGGACAAAGAGAGGAAGAGAAGAGAAGAGGAACUGCAAAGAGAAAUAAGAGAACAAGAGAAACAUCAGAGAGAGACACGAGACGAGAUGAGACGAGAACGAGAGACAUUUAGACAAGAGACAGAGGAAAUGAAGAAAGAAAAAGAGAAACUGCAGAUCAAAUAUCAGACAGAAAUAGACAAACUGAUGAACACAAUAGAGAAUGAGAGAAAGAAAAGAGAAGAAGAAUAUAUAGAAAGAGAAGAACGAUAUAAAACACUGAUAAAAGACAAAGGGGAGAAAGAGAGAGAAAUCUGUAAGAUGAAGAGAGAACGAGAGGAACUGGAAAAACAGAAUUUAGAGGAAAAGACAAGCAGAGAAGAAGAGGACAAGAAAAGAAUAGAGAAAGACAAACAGAUUCAGAGACUGCAGAGUGAAAUGGAGGGAAUAAUCAGAGAGAAAGAAAGAAUAGUAAGAGAGAGACGAGAACAACUGGAGGAUUCAGAGAACAGACUGAAAGAAGAAAGAAAGACGAGAGAAGAUCAACAGAAGACUCUUGAAGAGAAACUGAGACUCCUUGAAGAACAGCAUGAAGAAGAACUGAAGAGAAGACGAGUGCAGUGGAGAGAGGAAUAUGAGAGAGAGAAAGAGAAGAUGAAGAAGAUCUGCUCUGAAACUGAUCAUUCACUACAGCAUUCUACGCAUUUUCGGUCCGAGCCUGAUGCAGAGCAGUUCUGCCGAGACGAGGGGUCCCUGCUGCAGUUUCAUCAGAAAAGAAAAUUACUCAUUACAGUUCACUUGGAGGACCACACAAGUCUUGCAGUGGUGCAUGGAGGUAUGUUGGGAGCAUUUCUCUAGAUACUGAUUGAUUUUUGUGGUUUAAAAUCAUAAAUAUGUUUGAAUGU
Molecule: messenger RNA, 2063 nt
Organism: Sinocyclocheilus rhinocerous
Lineage: Eukaryota; Metazoa; Chordata; Actinopteri; Cypriniformes; Cyprinidae
Product: structural maintenance of chromosomes protein 2-like
Molecular function (GO): GTP binding
Source: RefSeq, a predicted model, not a curated record